GUCUAUAUGAGCUGUAUAGAGAGUCAGCUCUCUGUGUUUUGAGACACAGCCUGUGUAGGUCACAGCACCGUGUCACCACUGAGGUCGCUGUUAUUCCUGUGGAUUUCAGGCUGAAGUCGGACACACUUUAGAGGAAGGACAGCGGUUUUGAAAAAGGGAAUAUUUCACAUCGAGGGAAUCUGUCACCGCUAACCGGGAUAAUCUGUCGCUUCUGUGUCCAUAAAGGCAGCUUUUCUUGCCGGACUUACAGAUAAUAGCUGCGGUGUAGCUACGGGCUGCAAUGGAGGAUGGGAAGCCUGUGUGGGCGCCCCACCCAACUGACGGGUUCCAGUUGGGCAUAAUAGUGGAUAUCGGUGCGGAUGCCCUCACCAUAGAACCUCUCAAUCAGAGAGGAAAGACAUUCCUGGCACCCAUCAGUCAAGUCUUUCCUGCUGAGGACGAUGUCAACAAACAUGUUGAAGACAAUUGUUCUCUUAUGUAUUUAAAUGAGGGCACUCUUCUAAACAACAUCCGUGUUCGUUACAGCAAAGACUUGAUCUAUACGUCUGUGGCUAACAUCCUGAUUGCUGUGAACCCGUAUUUCGACAUCCCUAAACUCUACUCCCCAGAGACCAUUAAGAGCUAUCAGGGACGCUCUUUGGGGACACUUCCCCCUCAUGUCUUUGCUGUUGCGGAUAAAGCCUACAGAGACAUGAGGGUUCUGAAGAUGAGUCAGUCCAUCAUUGUGUCCGGUGAAUCGGGUGCUGGAAAAACAGAAAACACAAAGUUUGUUCUCAGGUAUUUAACCACAUCUUAUGGGGACAUGUCAAGAUAUAGAUGA
Molecule: messenger RNA, 820 nt
Organism: Carassius auratus (goldfish)
Lineage: Eukaryota; Metazoa; Chordata; Actinopteri; Cypriniformes; Cyprinidae
Product: unconventional myosin-VI-like
Exons: 7
Coding region: 281-820 (179 amino acids)
Biological process (GO): actin filament-based movement; inner ear auditory receptor cell differentiation; actin filament organization
Cellular component (GO): ruffle; endocytic vesicle; myosin complex
Molecular function (GO): microfilament motor activity; actin filament binding; ATP binding
Source: RefSeq, a predicted model, not a curated record